Messenger RNA from Drosophila nasuta, 1797 nucleotides. It is a transcript of the gene Grasp65, whose product is annotated as Golgi reassembly-stacking protein 2. The record is from RefSeq and is a predicted model, not a curated record. Bases 150 to 1649 code for a protein of 499 amino acids. NCBI's taxonomy places the organism in Eukaryota, Metazoa, Arthropoda, Insecta, Diptera, Drosophilidae. Gene Ontology annotation, cellular component: Golgi apparatus. The transcript is spliced from 2 exons. Gene Ontology annotation, molecular function: protein binding. Gene Ontology annotation, biological process: Golgi organization.
GUGCGAGUGAGACAAACUGAGACCGAGAGCACUGAAAUUUGUGCCACGAAGAACGGAAUUCUCUUUUGGUGCCGCAAUAGAAUCAAACAAUAUUUUGUUGGCUGUGGUGUUGUCAGCAAAUUUAAACUAAUUAGCUAUAAAAAAAAACAAUGGGCUCAGGUCACAGCGUUCACGUACCCGGUGGUGGCACCGAAGGCUACCACGUACUCAAGGUGCAAGACAAUUCGCCUGGCCAGAAGGCCGGACUGGAGGCAUUUUUUGACUUUAUCGUAGCCAUCGCCGGCACCCGGCUCGACCAGGACAACGAUAUGCUGAAGGAGCUGCUGCGCCAGAAUGUCGAUAAACCGGUUCGUGUCACCGUCUAUUCAAGCAAGACACAAACCAUACGUGAGCUCACACUGACGCCCUGCAACAAUUGGGGUGGUCAAGGACUGUUGGGCGUCAGCAUACGCUUCUGUUCGUUUGAAGGCGCCAACGAGAAUGUGUGGCACAUCCUCGAGGUACACCCCAACUCGCCUGCAGAGCUGGCCGGGUUGCGUGCCUACAGCGAUUAUGUGAUUGGUGCCGAUGCCAUACGUCAUGAGAACGAUGAUCUCUUUACGCUCAUCGAGACGCACGAACAGCAACCGCUGAAGAUGUAUGUCUACAAUCUAGAUGAUGAUGCGUGUCGUGAGGUCACCAUCAAACCGAACACUGCCUGGGGUGGCGAAGGAGCUCUGGGAUGUGGUAUUGGCUUUGGCUACUUGCAUCGCAUUCCCAUUCAACCAGUGCCGGCGACAGCAACACCAGCUGCUGCCACGCCAGCAACUGCAGCAGUGGCGCCUCCCCAGGCAGUGCCUUUGGUGGCUGCAACGGCGGCUACAAGCGCAGCCGUUGUGGCACCAACAUUGCCUUAUAUACCACCGCUGGCCAACACUUUCGGUGCGGACGUGCGACCACCAACCAUUGAGCCACCAGCACAGAGCAUAUUCAAGACAUAUUUCAAUCCCGAUGACGCAACAACAGAUGCCUUAAGCACAGCACUCGAAACGCAAGCUGCCAUUACAGACACACCGCCCACGGAAGCAGUAGAAACACCAGCGUUGCCACCACAGCCAGUGCAACCGCCACAGCCUGCAGCUCCAGUUCAGCCUGUGUUGCCUCCUGUAGCAGUUCCGCAACCUGUGCUCCCUCCUGUUGCUGCACAGCCACCUGUGCUGCCUCCUCAAGCUGUGGCCCCACCAGCAAACAUCUACAUACCCGGCGUCUUUGAUCCGAAUGCCCAGCAACAACAACAACAGCAGCAACUCAAUCAAGCGGGUCUAGGCGGCAUUCCCGCAGCCCAAUUACCGUUUCCACAGGCAACAACGGCCACGUUACCGCCACCCGCAGUGCCGAUGUUCUCCAUGGCCUCGCUGCCCCAACAGCAGCAGCAACAGAUCUACAUGUCGGCACCAGCCACCUUGUCGUAUCCGACUGCAGGUGCCGCUGCCCAAACGGUGCCUUCCUAUCCCCAAGUGCAGCCAUCGAUGGGCGGUCUAUUUCCCACGCAGCCAACGCCAAUGCCACCCCAAAUGGCGCACGUCUUUGCACCACCGCCACAGCAGCAGCAACCGCCAGCGACAUCGAUUAGUGGCGAACAGAAUUUAACUGGUGGAGCGAGCAACUAAAGGACAACUUAAACAGCGAUUAUUAAAAAUACCGGACGAACUCUUUACAAAUUGUGUCGUUAAGUUUGACAUCUGAUUGUUUUAUAUUUUAUGAAUUUCUUAUUCUUAUAGCGAAUUAACGAAACGUAAAUGAAAAAUCACGAGUGAA